Molecule: messenger RNA, 315 nt
Organism: Paramecium sonneborni
Lineage: Eukaryota; Ciliophora; Oligohymenophorea; Peniculida; Parameciidae
Source: the annotation of a GenBank genome assembly
AUGGAAAAUGAAGGAUUAGAAUCUAAAUUACAAAAACGAAAUAAUUUAGCUGAAAAUCUUAAUAAAUUAUGUUAAUCUAUGGAAUUAUGCAAUGAAUCUAAAUUAUUCAUGGAUAAAGGAAGAGUUUAAAGAAGUGGAUUAUAGCCACACUAAAAGUAUAAGUAAAAAAAUUUGAAAAUAUUAUUAAUCAUUCAAAAGUACCUAUUUUAGAUACUCCUGAAUAAUAUGAUGAAAAAAUUGUUACAGAAUUUACAAGAGAUAGAAAGAGUAUAUUUGUCUUGGCUAGUUCUAAAAAUGAAAAAGCUAAAUUUUUGA